UUAAUAACCAUUUUAUCCCUUCCGAAGGUUAUGGUUUUUCCGAGGCAGCAGUACGCCCAGGCCUAGGAGCUGCACAAAUGGCCGUUAUAUUCAAGAACUUGAUGAACAGACUGAACAUACAGAAAUACUACGUUCAAGGGGGGGAUUGGGGGUCGAUGAUUGCGAACUAUAUGGCUGUUUUAUACCCUCAACAAGUCAUCGGAAUGCACUCGAACUUAUGCUUCAGCGAUAUGCCCAUAACGAAUCUGAAGAAGAUCGUUUACGGUUUGAAGCCGUCACUGAUCGUGGACAAAAAGUAUGAACACCUUGUAUAUCCGAUGUCGAGCGUGCUCGCCAAUUUGAUUUUGGAGUCUGGGUAUUUACAUCUACAGGCUACCAAACCAGAUACUGUAGGUACAGCCUUAAACGACUCCCCAGUAGGGUUGGCUGCUUAUAUACUGGAAAAGUUUAUAACUUGGACAAAUCCCAGCUUUAAAGAACGAGAGGACGGGGCUUUGACUGAAAAAUAUAAAAUGGAGGAUCUUCUGGAUAAUGUAAUGAUAUAUUGGGUAACUGGUACAAUAACGUCAUUAAUGAGGUUAUACUCAGAAUCUUUCAAUAGUGCCCACUACAGUUUGCACCUUUCUAAAAUACCUGUGACUGUACCAUCUGGAUGUUCGAGAUUUGCACACGACAUAGUGUACUCACCUACCGCCCUGUUGGAGGAUAAAUUUCCCAAUUUAUUACACGUGACUGAUCACGACGCAGGGCAUUUCGCAGCUUUCGAAGUACCAGAAGUACUAGCCAAGGAUAUUUACGAUUUCACUGAGAAAGUUCUAACAGCAUCAUCGCCGAAAAAAUAAUGCAGUUUUUAUCUCUGGAUGUAAUGGGAAAUAGUGUACGAUCAUUUCGAUGAAUACUUCAGGGGAAUUCGAACCGAA
This is a messenger RNA of Coccinella septempunctata (seven-spotted ladybird), 920 nucleotides long. RefSeq names its product juvenile hormone epoxide hydrolase 1-like. Gene Ontology annotation, molecular function: epoxide hydrolase activity. The record is from RefSeq and is a predicted model, not a curated record. Gene Ontology annotation, biological process: epoxide metabolic process. Lineage: Eukaryota; Metazoa; Arthropoda; Insecta; Coleoptera; Coccinellidae. The transcript has 3 exons. Bases 78 to 842 code for a protein of 254 amino acids.